Thalassophryne amazonica is the source of this 2266-nucleotide messenger RNA. Its product is annotated as coenzyme Q-binding protein COQ10 homolog A, mitochondrial. Gene Ontology annotation, molecular function: ubiquinone binding. Gene Ontology annotation, cellular component: mitochondrion. NCBI's taxonomy places the organism in Eukaryota, Metazoa, Chordata, Actinopteri, Batrachoidiformes, Batrachoididae. The transcript has 5 exons. Gene Ontology annotation, biological process: cellular respiration; ubiquinone biosynthetic process. The record is from RefSeq and is a predicted model, not a curated record. The coding region runs from base 385 to 1128 and encodes 247 amino acids.
GUCGUUUUCAUCUGUGUGGUGCUUGGUAAACCAAAAUGAUCGUACACAUGUGAAACGUUCGUCAAAUUUUGAGGUUCGUUAUGUAAAGUGGAGUAAGUGUUGCUGAAAAAGUGGAACGCGGCUAUUGGUCGCGUUUGUUUAGCUUCGUUUUGAAACGUUGCUAGCUACCGAGCUAACAUUAGCAGUAAACUGAAAAUAGGUAAAUGCAAAUUAAACUCGAACCGAAGAGACGCUGUGUGGCGGUAAAGCACGAUUCACAAGUGUUCAUUUAUAUAGUUGAACUAAUUUAGGGGAGGUUUUGAUUCCGGUCCGAACUGUAGGUCCACAACAUUAUCACCUUAACGGAGCCAGGACUUGCGUUCCCUGGACGGACUGGCUCGUUUCAUGGCGGCCGGAGUCCGGAGGUCCCUCAUGGGUGUGCGGACGUUAAGUGACUUUCUUCACGGUGCUGCCGUCGGAUCUCCUCGUUCAUGUCACACAGUGGAGACGAGAGGAUGUAUACGGCGCGAUAUCAGACACCUGUCGUCAUGUGGCAUUUUGAUGACACGAACUCCCAGACUGCUUUGCCUUCAAGACUGGGACACCAUGACAGCUGUUCCUCAAAGUAGAAACUUUAUCAGCCUCUCCAACAAAAGGAAGGAGUACUCAGAGCGUCGUAUACUUGGGUAUUCAAUGCAGGAGAUGUAUGAUGUGGUAGCUAAUGUCGACGACUACAAAAACUUUGUGCCCUGGUGUAAAAAGUCGCAGACCAUCAUGAAAAGAUCGGGCCACUCCAAGGCCCAGCUUGAAGUGGGUUUCCCUCCUGUGGUGGAGAGAUACACCUCAAUGAUCACCAGUGUCCGACCUCAUCUAGUUAAAGCUGUAUGUACAGAUGGAAAGCUUUUCAACCACCUGGAGACGAUAUGGCGCUUCAGUCCUGGCAUUCCUGGUUACCCUCGCACCUGCACAGUCGACUUUUCUAUAUCCUUCGAGUUCCGGUCCUUGCUGCACUCGCAGCUGGCCACCAUGUUCUUUGACGAGGUCGUAAGACAGAACGUCAGUGCCUUUGAGCAGCGGGCCGGUAAACUUUAUGGCCCAGAGACUCGUAUCCCACGAGAACUGAUGUUUCACGAGGUGCGCCAGACAUGAGCUCAGCCACCCUGUGUUCCCAUCGAGCCUUAUGCCACGUCAACCUCUUAAUCUGUGAGCUGUCGCCGGCCUGCAUGAUUCCACUUUGGUGCCGACCACUUUGAGUCUCCCCGCCGGAUGUCACAGCGGCUUCUGAAGCCCUGCGUGAGAAGAAUCGUAUUUUUGCUUUUAUUUCUGCCUCAGCAAACUGUUCAGUGUCGCUCCUGCUUAUUUGCUGUCUUCAGUUUCUACCGUCACUCAAGCUUUCUGGAAACAAACCUGCACACACUGCAGUUAGUCUAUUUUUGGUAAACACAAGCGUAAACUGCUAUAACAACCAUGUCACUGGUGGUGGUGGUUCAGCACAACAGUCUUUCAGGGUUUUUUUUUUUUAAAUUAAUGUCAAAGCCUUUGGAGACUUUUUUUUCAGAACAGGUCUUACAAUUCACUGUGGCAUCAGGGCUUGACUUUAUAUUAUAUUAGCAAAGUUAUUUUAGUUUAAUUUUUUUGGAUGUAUGACAAUGACCUAGCUGCAAACUGAUCAUUUCAUCACUUGUUUUUAAAUUAUUCAGCUUUGGUUACAUAAAAGUGAAAUGUUUUAUUGUGUUUAAAUGUAAAUUGGGCGUGUUUAAGAAGUGGUGAGAAUUGUGUAGUGUGUGCAUGAUCAUGCAAAGGGUGAAUGUUCCUUUCUGUAUCUGAUAAACGGUGUCAACUGACUUUAAAGUGACAAUUCUUUGUUAUUGAAAGGAAAAAAAAAAGCGUGAAUAUGCAGCUUUUAAGGACAAAACCAAUGCUAUGGUGCUGAAGCAAGACGGGGUGCUAUUUUCUCCACACACUUCUGAAUUGUCCCUUUAAGGUUCAGGAAUUAGAGCUUUACAAAUCGGCUUUACAGCACUUUAAGGGUUUCAUUUUGCUAAACAGACAGAUUUGAGCUGCCGAUCUUAUCAGUUCAUAUUUUACAGCCCAUCACUCUUGACUUGUCAUGGAACCUGAAUUAAUCCAACACACUGCAGCUGAUUUCUAACAGACAUUUCUGAAAAUACUAAACAAGAUUACAACAAAUGCAAUGGAUUAAACAGAUUGUUACAACUUUAAGAAUAAUUUUAGAGAAACACGUUAAAAGCUGUUAGCUGUUAAAUGUUACCCAUCUCACAGUAUG